Messenger RNA from Odobenus rosmarus divergens (Pacific walrus), 1307 nucleotides. RefSeq names its product LSM11, U7 small nuclear RNA associated (gene LSM11). The transcript has 4 exons. Gene Ontology annotation, cellular component: U7 snRNP. NCBI's taxonomy places the organism in Eukaryota, Metazoa, Chordata, Mammalia, Carnivora, Odobenidae. Gene Ontology annotation, molecular function: U7 snRNA binding. Gene Ontology annotation, biological process: mRNA 3'-end processing by stem-loop binding and cleavage. The coding region runs from base 51 to 1124 and encodes 357 amino acids. The record is from RefSeq and is a predicted model, not a curated record.
GCGGCUCCGCUCCUUCUUCCCAUCGGCCUCGGCUUGCGGGCCUUUCAAACAUGGAGGAGCGGGAGCGGGGGGCGAGGUCGGCUCUCGCCGGGAGCCCCGCGCGCCCGCCCAGCCCGCGGCUGGAUGUCAGCUCUGACAGCUUCGACCCUCUGCUGGCCCUGUACGCGCCCCGCCUGCCGCCCAUCCCCUACCCCAACGCACCCUGCUUCAACAACCUGGCCGAGUACGAGAGCUUCCUCAGGACUGGGGUUCGGGGCGGCGGGCGCGGGCGGGCGCGGGGCGCGGCCGCGGGCUCAAGGGUCCCCGCCGCCGGGCUUUCAGCCAGAACCCGUCGCCGCCAGGACGCCCCCGCUCCAGACCCUGAGCGAAUCCAGCGCCUCCGUCGCCUCAUGGUGGCCAAGGAGGAAGGGGACGGGGCCGCCGGGACGCGCCGGCGGGGUCCGGGUCGGAGCAGGAAGGCGCCGCGCAACGUGCUCACGCGAAUGCCCUUGCAUGAAGGCAGCCCUCUGGGUGAGCUCCAUCGUUGUAUCCGGGAGGGAGUGAAGGUGAAUGUUCACAUCCGCACUUUCAAGGGUCUUCGGGGCGUCUGUACAGGCUUUCUCGUCGCAUUUGACAAGUUCUGGAAUAUGGCACUUACCGAUGUGGAUGAGACCUACCGAAAACCUGUUCUAGGCAAAGCGUAUGAGCGGGAUUCGUCAUUGACUCUCACUAGGCUGUUUGAUCGCCUAAAACUUCAAGAUUCCUCCAGAAAGGAAGCAGAUUCUAAGUCUGCAGUUGAAGACUCCACUCUGUCCAGAUAUUCCCAGACAUCUACUUGGAAGGUGGCUUCAGUGUGGGGAAGAGAAGAUACUGACCGGGGCUCACGCAGGCGCUCCCGCUCCGUCCCUUCUUCCCUGCAGGCGUCUGCAAGGGAGGAGUCCAGGUCAGAGAUGUCAGGGAGGACUACACGGACAGAAGGGUCAAGUGCGGGAGGUACCUUUUCCAGGGCUACCACCCUUUCCAGGGGCCAGCCCCGUAAGAAAAAGCGAAAGCCCAAAGUGGAUUACCAGCAGGUAUUCACUCGACACAUAAAUCAGAUUUUCAUUAGAGGCGAGAAUGUCCUCCUGGUUCAUCUUGCACAGUGACCAGCUCGGCCUCACUGGAGCUUUGGUUUUUAGAAAUAAAAUGCAUGAAUUGCUGCUAUGCUGUAUACUAGUAUCCCAGUGAAACUCUGAGUUGGAAUGAUUCCCUCUGGUCCUGCAUGUGCAGAGCAUAGAGCCAAGCUCCAGCCCUCUGGAAGAUGAGCUCCCUCAAGGGGACGCAGGCCU